This is a messenger RNA of Funneliformis mosseae, 154 nucleotides long. Lineage: Eukaryota; Fungi; Glomeromycota; Glomeromycetes; Glomerales; Glomeraceae. The record is from the annotation of a GenBank genome assembly.
UGAUUCUGGAAAGUCUUCAAAAUCAUUGCCACUGAAUUCGCUUAAUACCAAUUUUAUGAAUUUUAUAUCGAAUCACUGUGCAUUUUUAUAUCAAACUACUGACUUUCAAUUAUCUGAUAUAUUAUAUUUAAUCGCAAAUGAUGUAAAUCGUUAA